AUGUUUACCACGCUCCACAGCGAGGAUACGGAAUAUUCGGCGGAUUCUGUGGAGUGGCUCCAUCAGGAUGAUCCGGCAGCGGGCUUCUUCGCCUGCGGUACCUAUCAGUUGGUGCAGGAGGACCCGGAGUGUGCCGAGAAGGCUUCACCCAAGCGCCCUCGCAAGGGCCGCGUGUAUUUGUACCAUUUCGAGACCACAAAUUCCAGCCUGGAGCGCCUGCAGAGCAUUGAAACGGCGGCCAUCCUGGACAUGAAGUGGUUGCCCGCCUGCAGUGAUGAUAGUGAUUCCCACCUGGCCACGGUUAACUCUUUGGGUCAGUUGGAAAUCUAUGAGUUCUUGAAGGAUCAGAGGCAAUUGAAGAAACAGACGUGCUUCGCGCUGGAGGAGGAGCCCCAGGGGGAGUCAGCCUUGGCCUUGGCACUGGACUGGCGGAAGGCGGAACAGGACAUUCAACUGGCCAUCUCGGAUUCCAAGGGUGGCCUAAACCUACUGAGGUACUCACCGCAGGGCGAGGCAAUCCGCGAGCGAUCGUGGUUAUCCCAUGGUUUUGAGGCCUGGACCUGUGCCUUCGAUCGAUGGUGUUCGCAUCUCCUGUACAGCGGCGGCGAUGAUAUGCUUCUAAUGGCCCACGAUUUGCGCACGGAGCAACGGGCGUGGACAAACCGAGCCCACAUGGCCGGAGUAACCUGUCUGCUAGGUCACCCGACUCAUGAAAACCUACUGCUGACGGGUAGCUACGAUGAGCAGCUCCGUUUGUUUGACACUCGCGCCAUGAAGCGUCCCCUGGCAGAAUUAAACUUGGGCGGAGGCAUCUGGCGACUAAAACCACAUCCUGCUUAUCCUGAUCUCAUGCUGGUCGCCUGCAUGUACACCAACUUUAGUCUGGUGGAGAUUGAUGCCAAGGAUCCUAAUUUAAGUUUACUGGGAACCUACGAGGAGCACAAAAGCAUCUGUUACGGUGCUGAUUGGGCACCUUUUCCGAAAAAGGACGACGGAUCCUUGACCAUGGCUACCUGUUCCUUUUACGAUCACAAGUUGUGCGUUAGUCGUGUGAAGAUUAGCAAAUAAGAUUUAUGUACAUUAUAUUGGGUUUAUGUUCUUAUGUUCUUUUUUUUUUGAAAGGAAACAGUCCAAUAAACACAAAACAAAUAACAGCAGAAUGAUUUAAUAGUACAACUAACAACAACAACCAGCCAUAAUAUAUUAUUCUUUAGGAUAAAUAACAGUAAAAACUUUGAACGAAUAUUUCAAAUAUCGAUUGCAUUUUGAAGUUCAAGCAACCCAGGAUAAUCGUUAUCGCUGGAAGAGCAUUAUGUUUGGCCAUCACUAAAACAAAUAUUCGAAUUUGCAGCGAUUUUGAAAUGCAACCUCAUCAGAACCCAGUACUCGAAAGUGACGAAGCGUUACUGGAUCGUGGUAAAAAGCGCCUCGAGGAGAUGCAAAAGAUUGUGGAGAAUAUGAUGGUUGACUUUACGGCCUACGCGAAUGACUCAAAUGAAGAGGCUCUGGCCAUAAACGAGCGCAUCCUGCAGCUGCUCACUGAGUGUGCCGAGGCCAAAGCCGAGGAGCAAAUGCUCCGUGAGGAACUACAGCGUUACCAGGAAAAAUAGAGAAGUGUCCGGAGAGCAUGCGGUUAAUUUUGAUUUCUUUUAUAAAUACAUAUGUAAAAUAUAGUUAUCACACGCUUUUCCAUUUGA
Drosophila ficusphila is the source of this 1697-nucleotide messenger RNA. Its product is annotated as diphthine methyltransferase. The coding region runs from base 1 to 1068 and encodes 355 amino acids. Gene Ontology annotation, molecular function: protein binding. The record is from RefSeq and is a predicted model, not a curated record. The transcript has 2 exons. Lineage: Eukaryota; Metazoa; Arthropoda; Insecta; Diptera; Drosophilidae.